Molecule: messenger RNA, 1392 nt
Organism: Pseudomassariella vexata
Lineage: Eukaryota; Fungi; Ascomycota; Sordariomycetes; Amphisphaeriales; Pseudomassariaceae
Exons: 3
Coding region: 1-1392 (463 amino acids)
Biological process (GO): CENP-A containing chromatin assembly; DNA replication-dependent chromatin assembly
Cellular component (GO): nucleoplasm
Molecular function (GO): histone binding
Source: RefSeq, a predicted model, not a curated record
AUGGAUCCUGAGGAGCGCGCGAAGUCCAUCAAAGUCUCACUUGCCGACCUGACGGCAAAGGCCACAGCACUUUAUGCGCAGAAGAAUUAUGAAGAAGCCGCCGAGCUCUUUUCGCAGGCUACUGAAACGCAGGCCGAGUUCAACGGCGAGAUGAGCCCCGAGAACGCCGACAUCCUGUUCCUGUAUGGCCGAAGCCUCUUCAAGGUCGGGCAGAGCAAGAGCGACGUCCUAGGCGGCAAAGCCACGGGCGAGGAGAAGAAGAAGAAGAAGUCCAAUGGUGCUGCUGAGUCUGUGGCAAAGACUAUACCCCCCGUUUCGACAGGCGCAUAUACUGCGGAAAAGGAGAAGACCAAGGCCGAUGAGAUUGCCGAGGAGAAGGUGGCCAUUGUCGCAAUGAAUGCAAGUGGCAGCGGGCUCAAGGAGGAUGAGAAGAAGCCGCUUUUCCAGUUCAUGGGAGACGAGGAUUUCGAAGACUCGGACGAGGAUGCUGGCGAGGAUGAAGACGGAAAAGAGGAAGAGGAGGACGAUCUUGCAGUCGCCUUCGAAAUCCUCGACCUCUCGCGAGUUUUGUUCGAGAAGAGUCUGGAGCUGGCAAUUGCAGCUGAUGUCGAAGGCAAGGGCAAGGAGAAGUCCGAAGGUGAUGCCCCUACCGUCAGACACAUCAAGGAAAGACUUGCCGACACGCAUGAUCUGCUCGCCGAGAUCUCGUUGGAGAACGAGAAAUACCCACUAGCUAUCAAUGACUCCCGGUCCUCGUUGAAGUACAAGUUCGAGCUGUACCCCCAAGAGUCGGAAAUCAUUGCAGAGGCGCAUUUCAAGCUGUCCCUCGCCCUCGAGUUUGCAUCCGUCACUACAACAGCCGAGGACAACAGCAAGCCUGAGGCUCCUAAAGCUGUCGACCAAGAUAUGCGCGACGAAGCUGCUGCCGAGCUCGAGAAAGCCAUUGCCAGCACAAAACUCAAGCUGCAGAACAAGGAGGUCGAUUUGGCAACGGUUCAUGCCCCCGAGGACAACGAAAUCACGCGCAAGCAGAUUGCCGAAGUCAAGGAGAUUAUUGCGGAUAUGGAGCAACGGCUCAAUGAUCUCAAGAAGCCACCUAUGGACGUGAAUAGCAUGCUUGGUGAAGAUAACCCCAUGGCUGGUAUCCUGGGAGCAGCACUGGGUGAAUCAGCCGCCGAGAAGGAGGCGCGUGUGGAGGAAGCAAAGCAGAAGGCCAAAGACUUGAGCGGCCUGGUGCGCAAGAAGGAAAAGAAGCUGGACUCAGAACUGGAUGCAGCACCCUCCACUGAGACCAACGGCAAGCGCAAAGCAGAAGAGCCAGCUAAGAGCGACGAGCAGAGCAAGAAGACCAAGGUGGAAGAAGAUGCUGCAGUGUCUGUUGCUGAGUCCUAG